AUGAAGUUCUCCAUCGUCACUCUUGCCCUCGCCAGCGUCGCCUACGCCAGCUCCGAGUAUGUCGCUGCUGCCAGCGAUGCCGAGAUGACCGAGUUCUUGCAGAACAACGCCACCCCCGGCCUCGACAUUGGCAAGCUUCUCGGCGGUCUCAAGCCGUUGCUGAAGAAGGCCAAGUGCGUCGCCCCUGCCAUCAUCAAGUCUGCCAACGGCCUCAAGUGCGACGGCAAGGGCCCUUUGGAUACCCUGUGCGGUAACAUCGAGACCAUCGCCAAGGAAAGCGAAAGAGAUAUCAAGAAGUGUGGCAUUGAAAAUUCCACUGUCGGCACUGUCACCAAGGUCCUCAAGGACCUGUGCGAAAAGGGCAAGAAAUUUUAG
Molecule: messenger RNA, 375 nt
Organism: Hirsutella rhossiliensis
Lineage: Eukaryota; Fungi; Ascomycota; Sordariomycetes; Hypocreales; Ophiocordycipitaceae
Exons: 2
Coding region: 1-375 (124 amino acids)
Source: RefSeq, a predicted model, not a curated record